Molecule: messenger RNA, 2751 nt
Organism: Prorocentrum cordatum
Lineage: Eukaryota; Dinophyceae; Prorocentrales; Prorocentraceae
Source: the annotation of a GenBank genome assembly
UACCAUAGCGUCGGACGCGUCGCGCGCGCCGCUCCCCAUGUCCGCCGGCUCCCGCGCAGAGUCGCCCGCGGGCCAGCCGAGCAAGCCGCCCGCGUGGCCCGCGGGGGACGGCAGGCCGCGAGCGGCCAGGCCAGACGAGGUCCUGCAGUGGGAGGAGCGGGCAGCCGCGCCGGCGCGCGAGGCUGGCCAGAGCGAGAGCAUCCAGGUCGCGGUCCGCUUCCGGCCCCUCAGCGCUCGGGAGGUUGAGUCGGGCAGUGCCGCCGAUACUAGUACGUGCGUGAAGUUCGGCCAGGACGGACAGUCUUGCACGUUGCGAACAAACACGCUGACUGGUCCUGUAGACCGGGCCUUUGGCUUCGACCAGGUGCUGCGACCGGAGGCGAGCCAGGCCGAGGUGUACGAUGCAGUCGCCGCCCGCAUCGUGAACGGAGUCCUCGAGGGCUACAAUGGCGCCAUCCUGGCCUACGGGCAGACUGGCUCGGGCAAGACUCACACAAUGCUGGGCCCGGAUGGUGCCAGCGCGCUGCGCCGAGAGGCCGAGGUUUAUCCUGGCAGGGCCUCGACUGAUCUCUGCCUCAGCUUUCUGGGGCCUUUGCCGGUGCGUCCCGACCACCUGGGCAUCGUUCCCAGGGCCUUGCAGGCCCUCCUGGAGCACGCCAGCGUGCUCCAGGCCGAAAGUUGCCCGAGCGACAGGGCUGCCGAGGGCCCUGUGCGGCUGCGCGCCUCGUUCGUUGAGAUCUACAACGAGUCCGUGUUCGACCUGCUGUCUCCAUCUCGCCACGAGGGACGGGGCUCCGAGGGAGGACCGAUCUUCCUCGGGGCUCCCUUCCCUCACGGCAUAUCUGCUGGGGGGUCCACCGUCCAGGCGGCGAUGCGCGAGCAUUCUGGAGCGCUGCACCUGCCCGAAGUCACGGAGACGCCCAUCGCGUCCGUGCGCGACGCCAUGGAUGCUAUGCGCCUGGGGAACCGCAACAGGCACCAGGCAGAGACCAAGAUGAACCGUCAUUCCUCCCGUAGCCAUGCCGUGUUCAUCGUCUCCGUGAUUAAUAGCACCGACAAGGCCCGCCAGAAGUUUGCACAGCUAUAUCUCGUGGACCUGGCCGGCAGCGAGCGAGUCAAGCGGACAGGCGUGGCUGGACAGCAGCUGGAGGAGGCGAAGAGCAUCAACAGGAGCUUGCUGUCGCUGGGCCAGGUGAUUUGGGCUCUUGCCCACAAGCAGAUCCACGUGCCCUACCGCGACUCCAAGCUCACCCAGUUGCUGCGAAACUGCCUCGGCGGCAACGGGCGCACCGCCGUGGUCGUCGCCGCGUCGCCUGCCCCGGACGACGCAGAGGAGACGCUGAGCGCCCUGCGAUUCGGUGCCCGCGCCUCCCUCGUGGAGGUCACGGCCUACGAGAACGUCGCCGAGGACGCGCGCCAGCUGAAGCGCCUGCUCGAGAGCGCGCGCCAGGACCUCAACGAGCUGCGCGGGCACUGCCGGCGCCUGGAGGCCGAGCUGGCCGCCGCGGCCGCCGCUGACGCCGCCGCGCUCGACGGCCUGGGGCUGCCCGCGGAGGGGGGCGAGCCCGCGCGGCCCGAUGCGGCCAGGCGGCUGCUGGUGCGGGGCCUGCUGCCGUCGCUCGUGUGCCCGCUGGCGCGGGCGGUGAUGUGGGACCCGGUGGUCGCGGCCGACGGCUGGACGUACGAGCGGGCCGCGAUCGAGCGGCUGCUCCGCGCCCCCGGGCGCGCUGCACCGAGGUCGCCGGUGACGGGGCAGCGCCUGGGGGGCCGCGCGCUGGUGCAGAACCUGGUGGUGAAGCAGCUGGUGUCUCUGUACCUGCCGGACCUGCCACCGCCGCGGGCGCCGCUGCCCGCGGUGAGGCUGCUGGCCCCGGAGCUGGCCCAGCUGCUGCUGUCGUUCCUCGACGCGCGGUCUCUUGCCGCGUGCGAGGCGAGCUGGCCCUCCUUCCUGGACGCCUCGAACUGCUCGGCCGCCUGGGCGCGCCUGCUGGCGCUCGACUUCCCCGGCGCCGCGGAGGCCGAGCAGCCGCAGGGCGAGCAGCCGCAGGGCCGCAGGCUCUACGCUCACCUGGCGGCGACGGGGCCUCGGUCGGCAGGCCCCAGGAGUCCGGCUCCAGCGUCCAAGGGGUUGGUGCUGCGACGAGGCCGCCCGGAUUCUUGCCCAGCCUCCUGCUGAUGUCGCGGAGCUCCAUCGGGGGCCUCGAGGUCAGCACCAGCACCGAUACGUGCGGUGUGCCCCCCCGAGCGAAGAGCUCCCGGCCAUCCAUCCUCUGAGAUGAGCGAGCUGCCCCAUCAUACGAGAUCGAGAGCACCAGCAUGCACGCGACCACUAAGCCUGAUCGUGCAUGGUGUUGUGGAGCCUCGCUGGAGGUUUGUACAGCUGCCUCGGCAGGAAAACGCCAUGCUCCGGCUCAGAUUUGAACCUUGCCAGCUUGCUCACCGUCGCAGAAGUAGAGGAACGACAGGAAAACAAGGGUGCCCGACAUUGUUUGCAAUUCGGGAAGGCUCGUGGGCCGACUGGACGCAAUGAAUUGCAGUGGUACCCCGUAUGGUUCCCGAGCCGCUGCAGCAGAAUCACAGCCACAUCAAUAAUUAAUACUAUUGAGGGAGAUUUUUUGCGAGAGCUCCCGUUUGCCCGUACCUGGUUUCCGCAGCUUCGCCCAGGUCGGGCGACGAUAAUUACACGCCGGUCGUUGAAGGUAGGUACUUUUGGAUCCCCCGAUACCACUAUUGUUUUAGCCGCCUUCCUAC